This is a messenger RNA of Aspergillus versicolor CBS 583.65, 480 nucleotides long. RefSeq lists its product as uncharacterized. Lineage: Eukaryota; Fungi; Ascomycota; Eurotiomycetes; Eurotiales; Aspergillaceae. The coding region runs from base 1 to 480 and encodes 159 amino acids. The record is from RefSeq and is a predicted model, not a curated record. The transcript has a single exon.
AUGCACUUCUUCACCACCACCGCCGUCAGCGCCCUCGCUGCCCUUUCCCUCGUGCAGUUCUGCCCUGCUCCUCCCGCCGUCAUCGGUGCCGUCGCCGGUGGUCUCGGUGGUGGUGCCAUCUCCGGAGGUAUCGCUGCUGGCACCCAGAACAGCCGCCGUGAUCUCCCUUCCGGUGUCUCCCAGGAGUCCAUCGACCAGUGCACCCAGCAGAUCAACGACCAGGGCACCCCUGUCAACGUCUACAGCACUGGUGACGACUGUGCGUCCCCCAUUCCACCCAAGUAUACACAUUUAUUGACUUCUUUAGCUGCCCGCGCCGACGAUGUCCCCCCUGCCUGCAUGAACCUUGCUGCUGUUCUCCUCGACAACCCUGCCCAGGCCGGUGGCCCUGUCCCUACCCCCAUGGGCAGCGCCAGCCUUGAGUACACCGGUCUGACCGAGCAGGACAAGACCGACCUCCAGAACGCUCUCUCUGCUUAG